AUCAUAUCGGACGCGACAAGCUCGCUCACAGUACCACACGGCUUGUCAGUGACUUUCCCGCCCUCACCACUCGCAGAUUUAACAAGAAGUCAUAAAUUUUAAAAACGCCAUGAUCCGAAAUAGCCUGUUGGUCCUGUCCGUGUGCGGUCUGGCGGCGAUCUGCACGUUGCCCGUUACCACAGCACAGGCGCUUGCGCAGUACGACUCGUCAGCAGCAGCGGAGAGCCGAGGCGGAUGGGACGCGCUGGGUGGGCUGUACGCUCUACUAGCUCAGCACGACGCGCUGGGCGGGCACGCGCUCGCGCGCAAGUCUGUGCGCUCGCCCUCGCGCCGCCUGCGCUUCGGCCGCCGCUCCGACCCCGACAUGCCGCCACAAGCACCGCUGGACGAGAUGGAAGAACUAAUGUCGCUGCGGGACAUCCGCACGCCUGUGCGCCUGCGCUUCGGUCGCCGCUCUGAGGAACACGCCGUGCCACAUGUAUUCCCGCAAGAGGAACAAGACCGCGUUGUAAGGACCCCCUCGAUGCGCCUGCGGUUCGGUCGCCGAUCUGACAACAACAUGUUCUUAAUGCCUUUCGAGUCGUCUCUGCCGAAGGAGGUGAAGGCAAGCGGCUCGGAGGACGAUCGGCAACAGGACCAGGACUAAAGCCCUCCAGCCCCCGCCCCGCCGCCACCCCCCCGGCCUCCGCACAACACACACACACCAUACGACUCAAUCAAACUUAAUUAAUACUACUUUUUCGAUUCGGUGUUAUUCCAAACUAGUUCGUAAGCUCUAUGUACAUAAUAAUCAGAUAGCGUUAUUGUAUGUUGUUAAUUAAAAUGUUAUUCGUCAAGCUACUCGUACAUUUACUAUUAUUACCUUCUUUCGCUUCUGUUCCGACAAUUGUGAUUACGGUCGCUAUACUGUGCCCCAGGUUACUUAUUACUUAAUUAAGACUGUCCUCAUUUCCAUAUUUGAUGUUUCAGAUUUUGUAGUAUUUGUAUCAUAGCGGAGGUACCUACUUCCCGCGAAGAGUUGUACAUUUUAAGAGCUGGGCAAAUGUAAAACUCCUUCGCUUCGAUCUAAUGGUACUAUUUAUACUACUACGUGUCAAACAGUAUUUAAAAUAAUAAGUACUCAUAUGUGUAAUUUAUUGUACCUACCCAAAUUAUGGCGUAAAUUCAUUAUUUACACUAAAGUGUACCUACCUAGUGAAAUUGUUUAAUUUUGUAUAGAUUAUUAUUA
Pectinophora gossypiella (pink bollworm) is the source of this 1228-nucleotide messenger RNA. It is a transcript of the gene sNPF, whose product is annotated as short neuropeptide F. The transcript is spliced from 7 exons. The record is from RefSeq and is a predicted model, not a curated record. Bases 110 to 646 code for a protein of 178 amino acids. Lineage: Eukaryota; Metazoa; Arthropoda; Insecta; Lepidoptera; Gelechiidae.